Racocetra persica is the source of this 794-nucleotide messenger RNA. The record is from the annotation of a GenBank genome assembly. Lineage: Eukaryota; Fungi; Glomeromycota; Glomeromycetes; Diversisporales; Gigasporaceae.
AUGUCGGACUCGGAAAUAGAAGCAUACGUUCAGCCAGUCUAUAAAUUUCUUGGUACGAAGACUCCUUUGAGAUCUGAAAUUUGUCCUUCACCGGUUGUAGCAGGUUUACGAGAAAAAUAUGAGGGAUUAAGAGAAUCAUUGAAUCCACUUCACGAGGUUGCCAAAAAAGCAGCUUACAUUGAUACAUUGAUCUAUUUGUUGAGAGAACAAGGAUUUGAAUUUCAUCAAAGUCUUGAUGGUGAGCAUCAACUUAUUGACUUAAUUGGGAGAAAAGAGGUCAAGAUUAAGGUAAUUGACGAUUCGAACGCUGAAGAAGAAAUCGACGGAAGUGUCAAUGAAGAACAUGAUUCUGAUGAGAUUGAUGAAACACGAAAGACUACCAAAUUAUCGCCACCGAAUCGAAAACGUAUGGUGCAUUAUAAUACUACACAUAAAAAGGCAAACUCUGGCAAGAUGAUUGAUAAUCAUAAGAAAAUAGCGAUUAGAAAAGACGAAGAAAUCUCUCCUUUGGGUCACCAUUAUUCGGUUGAAACAUCCACUGUAAAAACUAAUGCUAUCAAGAGGGUAAUUACUAAAAACUUUAAUGGUAACGUUCGUCGUCCUCCCAUCAAGUUUUCUCAAAUUAAAACAUCCAGCAUUCGAAAAGAUGUAUCUCGUCAUGACAGUAGUUUUAGAGAACCUAUGAACAGCAUGAAAUAUCCAAGUAAAAAAUUGAAUAAGACUUCUGCGCUUUAUGUUCCACCUGACUUAGCUUAUGUAGAAGUGCCACGCAUUUCCGCAAAGCUUAAAGCAAU